This is a messenger RNA of Arabis nemorensis, 450 nucleotides long. NCBI's taxonomy places the organism in Eukaryota, Viridiplantae, Streptophyta, Magnoliopsida, Brassicales, Brassicaceae. The record is from the annotation of a GenBank genome assembly.
AUGGGACAAGAUAAACAAGUCAAGAAAGUUUCUCAAUUAUAUGAGCAGAAUACUAUCAUUUUGGCUUCAAAUCAAAAUGAAAAUCUUGCUGAGAUAGAGAAAGAGAAAAGACUUGCAUUGAUAAAAUCAUGGGAAGAUAACGAGAAGGCAAAAGCUCAAACCAAGGCUUACAGAGAACUUUGCUCCAUUGAAUCAUGGGAGAACAACAUGAAGGCAAUUCUAGAGUUAGAUUUGAAAAAAAUGGAGGAGAGUUUAAAAGUGGAGAAAGCUGAAUAUUCAAAAAGACUCAAGAAAAAAAUACCGGAAAUUGAAAAAAUUGCAGAAGCUAAACGAGAAAAAAUAGAGAAACAAAAGGUGCAAGAAUCUAUCAAAGUGAAGAAAAUGAGUGAGAAGCUAAGUGCAACUCCAAGUGCCUAUCCACCCAAUACCAAAAUAUGUGGAUGUCUCUAG